CUCCGUCGCCGUACCCUCCGAUCAUCCGUCGCUUGGCUCUUGACUUCGUUGCUUGUUUCCACCCCUGUCACAACACCAUCACCGCGUAACGCAACCAUGAGCGAGCUGCCGACCACCGAGAAGCCCGUGGGCUCCAAGGCUCUUCACCCAGCCUUCUUCAUCGCGAGCUGGAUUUUCUUCUCCAACUUGACCAUCCUCUUCAACAAGUGGCUGCUUGACACAGCCGGCUUCAAAUACCCCGUGAUCCUCACCUUUUGGCACCUCGUCUUCUCCACUCUGGCAACCCAGGUGCUGGCGCGCUUCACCUCCCUCCUCGAUGGCCGCCACAAGGUCAAGAUGACGGGCCGCGUCUACCUGCGCGCCAUCAUGCCCAUCGGCGUCCUCUACUCGGGCUCCCUCGUCUGUUCCAACCUCGUCUACCUCUACCUCUCCGUCUCCUUCAUCCAGAUGCUCAAGGCCGCCGCCCCCGUCGCCGUCCUCUUCACCAGCUGGAUUUGGGGCGUCGCCGACCCCUCCAUGAAGACGUUCUACAACAUCCUCCUCAUCGUCGGCGGCGUCGGUCUCGCCUCCUUUGGCGAAAUCGAGUUCUCCUGGAUCGGCUUCAUCUUCCAGAUGGGCGGCAUCAUCUUCGAGGCCAUCCGCCUCGUCAUGAUCCAGGUCUUGCUGAAAGGCGACGAGAACGCCCAAAAGAUGGACCCCCUCGUCAGCCUCUACUACUACGCCCCCGUCUGCGCCGUCAUGAACUUCUUCGUCGCCUGGUUCAGCGAGUUUGGCAAGUUCAACGUCGAGGACUUUAACAAGGUCGGCUUCACCAUGCUGCUCCUCAACGCCAGCGUCGCCUUUGCCCUCAAUAUCUCCAGCGUCUUCCUCAUCGGCAAGACGUCAGGCCUCGUCAUGACCCUCACCGGCAUCCUCAAGAACAUCCUCCUCAUCGUCGUCUCCGUCCUCAUCUGGCACACCAGCAUCACGGCCCUGCAGUUCAUCGGCUACGCCAUCGCCCUGUUCGGCCUCGUCAUCUACUCCACCGGCUGGGACCAGCUCAAGGCCUCGAGCGCCGGCGCCGUCGCGUGGUCCCGCGGCGUCUGGAACUCACACGCCCUCGACGAAGGCCGCCUUUCCCCUCUCCUCCGCCGCGCCAUCUUCUUUGGCUUGCUCACCCUCACCACCCUCAUGGUCGUCAUGGGCUUCGCCUACAAGGGCGCCGCUGCGCCGGCGGACUGGUUUGCCAAGGUGGGCGCCGUCAGCGCCUAGAUGUGUUGUACUUUUUUUUUUUUUCCUUUUUCCAUCAUCAAAGCCUGGAGUUUUGGGAUAGCGCGUUGUGUACAAAGAGAACAUUGGGAUCAGAAAAUCAUGGAUUCGGGGUAGGGUUGAUGUUGAAGUUUUGGAACGCGCAGGCUUUUGGGGGUCUUUGGGUCUAGGCCGCCCGGUGUUGUAAUAUUGUAUAUCAUGAGCAGCAUGCAUCAUAGGCACAGCUUUAGAAUACAUGAUCUGAACGACGUGCCCCUCGUCUCUGAACCCGCAUGA
Colletotrichum acutatum is the source of this 1524-nucleotide messenger RNA. RefSeq names its product triose-phosphate transporter. Gene Ontology annotation, molecular function: antiporter activity. Gene Ontology annotation, cellular component: endosome; trans-Golgi network; Golgi apparatus. The coding region runs from base 97 to 1251 and encodes 384 amino acids. Lineage: Eukaryota; Fungi; Ascomycota; Sordariomycetes; Glomerellales; Glomerellaceae. The transcript has 5 exons. The record is from RefSeq and is a predicted model, not a curated record.